AUGGAAGAAACCACAGCGAAAGUCUUUGCUCGGUUGCAUCACAUGAAAAGCAUUUUAUGUAAAACGAUUAAACGAACACCAAAGUUUUGCGGAGGGAUCAUCGAUCAAAAUGGUACAUAUUGUUCUCCAACUAGUUAUUUAUCAAUGCCAGACAACGAUGCUGAACAACUCUCCGAACUAACAAUUACUCCAUUGACCGAUAUUACAUCCGAUGACACGAUCUCAUCGAUUAGUGGAGAUUCAUCAGAUUCUGGUGUGUCAACAUUGAGUGACUUUUCACACUGUUCAUUAUUAUCCUCGACAUCGUUACCCAAUCGAUCAAUGACGAAAUCGCAAUCGUGUCAUUUAAGGUGUGAUCCAUCGUUCAUUAAUUACGUUUCACAUAAUCUUUUAUCGUCGGAUGGUUCCGAGUUUUUUCUCAAUGAAAUCGAAGAAUCACCAUCAGCACAAAUACCUUUAGCGGAAAGCAGCCGACGGGUUGUUUGCGAGAAUGAUCAAACUAUUGUGGCUGAAGAUGAAGAUGAGCAAGUGGGCCCGUUGACGUCGACGCUUGUUGAUGGAUGGUAUAUGAUUACCCGAAGUUAUUCGGCAACAUUUCGUCAAGAUUUAAGUGUGCGAAAGAAUGAAUUAGUACAAGUUCUUCGUUGUACACAUCCGCAUUGGGUUUGGGUACGAAAUGAAGAAAGUAACGAAGGUUUUGUGCCUACAGAUUGUCUUGCCGCUUCGUCUUUGAUGCCACAUUGA
Molecule: messenger RNA, 744 nt
Organism: Adineta ricciae
Lineage: Eukaryota; Metazoa; Rotifera; Eurotatoria; Adinetida; Adinetidae
Source: the annotation of a GenBank genome assembly